GUUACUUUUUAACUCUCUCAUGACUUGUCUGUCUUUUAAACCUCAUUUUCUGCACCAUUCUUUUGACAAGCCAAAUCAAAGAAGAAGAGUAAAAGAUGGGGAGAGGGAAGAUUGAGAUCAAGAGGAUUGAGAACACAAGCAACAGGCUGGUCACUUAUUCCAAGAGAAGGAAUGGGAUUUUGAAGAAAGCCAAGGAGAUUACUGUUCUCUGUGAUGCUAAAGUUUCUCUCAUUAUCUUUGGUACUUCAGGGAAGAUGCAUGAGUAUUGCAGCCCUUCUACUAAUUUGGGUGAUAUUUUGGAUCAAUAUCAGCAGACUUCAGGAAGGAAGUUGUGGGAUGCUAAACAUGAGAAUCUCAGCAAUGAAAUUGACAGAAUCAAGAAAGAGAAUGACAACAUGCAGAUUGAACUCAGGCAUUUGAAAGGGGAGGAUAUCACCUCGUUGCCUUACAAGGAGCUAAUGGCCAUAGAGGAUGCCCUUGAAAAUGGUCUUACCUAUGUUCGUGGGAAACAGAUGGAUGUGCUUGAUAAUACAUGGAAAAAUGCCAAUUUUUUAGAGGAGGAGUACAAGCAGCUCAAUUUCAUUCUGAAUCAGCAAGAAACGGCUUAUGAAAAUGCAAGAGAGCAGAUAGGUGGUGGACAUCAGGACUACAACUCGCAGAUGCCUUCAAUCUUCCAAGUUCAGCCAAUUCAGCCAAACUUACAGGAGAGGAAGUAAUAACACUGGAGAUUAUGGUAUGCUUCCAAAUUUUCACUAGCAUGCUUUCUAGUGAUAAUUUAAUGACAUUUUCCUGCAUAUUGAGUUGUAAUAUUUGUGACUCGGUGUUCUUAAACUCAUGCAUAUUUACUAGUUGUAAUAUUUGUGAACUUGUACCGUAAAAUACCAACUUGGUUUAUAAUU
Hibiscus syriacus is the source of this 899-nucleotide messenger RNA. Its product is annotated as agamous-like MADS-box protein MADS9. The record is from RefSeq and is a predicted model, not a curated record. NCBI's taxonomy places the organism in Eukaryota, Viridiplantae, Streptophyta, Magnoliopsida, Malvales, Malvaceae. Gene Ontology annotation, biological process: positive regulation of transcription by RNA polymerase II. The transcript has 7 exons. Gene Ontology annotation, molecular function: RNA polymerase II cis-regulatory region sequence-specific DNA binding; DNA-binding transcription factor activity, RNA polymerase II-specific; protein dimerization activity. Gene Ontology annotation, cellular component: nucleus. Bases 96 to 716 code for a protein of 206 amino acids.